Molecule: messenger RNA, 1803 nt
Organism: Spathaspora passalidarum NRRL Y-27907
Lineage: Eukaryota; Fungi; Ascomycota; Pichiomycetes; Serinales; Debaryomycetaceae
Product: leucine-rich repeat domain-containing protein
Exons: 1
Coding region: 1-1803 (600 amino acids)
Molecular function (GO): protein binding
Source: RefSeq, a predicted model, not a curated record
AUGCAAACCGAAAAUGACAACUGGAUACUAUCGUUCGUAAGGAUCUAUUUACCUCGUAUUCCCGAUGAAGUCUUAAUCCAAAUAUUCAACUUACUACCAUUUGGUUAUUUACGUAAUUUUUUCCUAUAUUUUCCUGAUGAUAAUAUUCGAAAUUUAAUUAUUCACUAUUACUCCCAGCAAGUCCAUUUCGUUUGGUCCAAGGCCCAUUUCUUUUUGUCAACGAUCAAUUUCCGCUUUGGCAAAAUUUUCAAUCGUCGUACCUAUGAAGGGUCCAAUUUUCAAAACAAGGAAGUAUUUCGAUUUAUGGACGAAUUUCCUGAAAUCGUACCCAGGCGAUUAUUUGUAGCUAGUGAAGACGUGCAGUAUAAUCCAGUAAAUGAAGUGUUGAAGAAGUUUCACAAUCGAAUCUAUAAUAUUGAUGAAAUAGGAAUUUAUUUUCUGAAAUGUCCAAUUACCAUUGAAGAUGUUGAUUAUGUAUUAUCAUUACAGAAUUUAACGGAGUUAUACUUUUGUGGUUUGGUUUUGACUCCAAUAUUCACAAGACUAAUUGAUAAUCUAAACUUGAUAAAUCAUCCCAAACUUAGAAAGAUCGUUAUUUCUCAUGCUGAAGAUAAUGAUUGGUCAAGGAUUAAAUUACCUGAAACAUUGAAAAGUCUAUCCUUUGGAAACUUCCUCAAUGGUACGAAUACUUCGAUAGUAAGCUUUCCUAUAACAAUCCAGCAGCUUAGUAUCAACAGGCUUGAUAUUAGAGAUUUGUCACACCUAAAACAUAGGAUUUCCGGAUGCUUAACAGAUCUUCAAUUAAAUUUAAAUAGAUUGGAAAGGGUAUUAAUCGACGAUUUACCACCUCGUUUACGUGUAUUAGAUUUAUCCUUCAAUUCUUCAGUUAAAAGCAUCACCUGCGAUGAUCCGGAGGCAACAUGGCCAGUUACACUAGAGAAAUUAAUAUUAAGUUGUAGUGGGUUAGAUGAUAAUGUGUUGGAAAUGAUCAAUGACAAUAUCGGAUGGCCGCUGAACUUGAUCAAGUUGGAUCUCAGCUUGAAUAAAUUCACAAACAUUAACAAUUUAUCCAAUCUACCAUUUGGUUUACAAUGGCUAAACUUAUCAAACAAUAGGCACAUACGAGUAACAGAAAAUUUCCAAUUUUCUAGCCAAUUGAAAUUUUUAGAAAUGUCUGGAUGUGUAAUUGAUGAUAUACAAUAUCUAGAAUUUCCAUCAUCACUUGAGCAAUUGAAUUUACCCGGCAACCAAAUCCGCAAUAUAUUAUCAUAUCGAGAUUGGGGUAAACUUGAUAAGCUACACACCUUUGGUCUUUGGUCAAACCGCAUAACCAGUUUGAAUAAGUGGUUCAUUCCCCCCAAUCUUAAUAAAUUAGAUCUACGGGGAAACAGGAUAUCCACUUUAUCAAAAGGAUUUCCCUUGUUUAACAAGCACUAUGAUUUUAACAUCGUUGACUUAAACUUAGGUCAAUGUAAAAUAAAAAAAAUACAAAUAGAUUAUAUUCCAACUAGUUUAACGAAAGUAAAUCUUUCGAGGAAUAAAUUAUCGCUGACAUUUUUGUUUCCAUCAGCAUUCAAAAGGUUGCUUCAUUUGGAUUUGUCGAACAACUUCUUGACAUCGAUUGUAUUUGAAAAUGACAAUUGUAAAAGCUGUUUGUCGCAUUUGAAUCUUGAGAAUAAUCCAAUCCUUACAGGUCAAAAGAGUCCUGAGCAUUUCCAAGAAUUCUACGAUUAUUUGGAAUCAAAUUUGGGAAAAGUUACCGAGAGAGCGUCUAACUAUAUCAUUAAUUUUAAACGUGAUUAG